Messenger RNA from Etheostoma spectabile (orangethroat darter), 1652 nucleotides. Its product is annotated as RNA-binding protein with serine-rich domain 1. Gene Ontology annotation, cellular component: nucleoplasm; cytoplasm; ASAP complex. Gene Ontology annotation, biological process: mRNA splicing, via spliceosome. Bases 34 to 885 code for a protein of 283 amino acids. Gene Ontology annotation, molecular function: RNA binding. The transcript has 7 exons. Lineage: Eukaryota; Metazoa; Chordata; Actinopteri; Perciformes; Percidae. The record is from RefSeq and is a predicted model, not a curated record.
UUUACAUCGAAGCAAAAACAUUACGUCAUUUCUAUGCGACUGUCACUGUCGCGAGUAGGUGGAAAGAUGGCGCCUUCCCCAACAAAGAGAAAGGAGGAUGAUAAGAGUAAACAGCGAGUUAAGGAGAAGUCGGGAGCUACGAAAGAAGGAGCUGACAAAGACCGGGGCAGGGAGAAGAAACGCACCCGGCGCAGCGCGUCCAGCCAGAGCAGCAGGUCCAGCUCCAGCAGCAGCUCCGGCUCCAGCUCCGGCUCGUCCAGCGGCUCCAGCUCCUCGGCCUCCAGCCACUCGGGCUCCUCCAGCCCCCGCUCCUCUUCCUCCUCCUCGUCCUCCUCACCCAGCCCUAGCCGCCAGCGGCACAACAACAGACGACGCUCGCGCUCCAAGUCAAAAUCAGCAAAGAAGGAUGACCGGGACCGACGGCGUAGGAGCCCCACACCCAAACCCACCAAGGUCUACCUGGGCCGGCUGACCAGAAAUGUUAUCAAGGAACACAUCCAGGAGAUCUUCUCCACUUAUGGCAAGAUCAAGAUGAUUGACAUGCCGGUGAACCGCGUGCACCCUAACCUGUCCAAAGGCUACGCCUACGUGGAGUUUGAGACACCCGAGGAGGCGGAGAAAGCCCUGAAACACAUGGACGGAGGUCAGAUCGAUGGUCAGGAGAUCACCGUCACAGCUGUGCUGGCUCCCACGGUGCGCCCUCCCCCCCGCCGGCUGUCCCCUCCCCGCAGGAUGCCUCCCCCUCCACCAAUGUGGCGACGCACUCCGCCACGGAUGAGGAGAAGGUCUCGGUCUCCACGGCGGCGCUCUCCAGUCCGCCGCAGGUCUCGAUCCCCUGGUCGCCGCCGGCAUCGGUCACGCUCUAGUUCCAACUCCUCCCGCUAGGGAAAUAGGACUCCCUCCCCCUGCCCCCCCUUUCCUUUUCUCCUCUCUGGAUCUGCUCUGCUGCUGUGUUCUAUUGAUCAGUGUGACCAAACCUUCCGGUUAAUUAUGAGCCACACUGUUAUGGGUUUUAGCCAAAACAGGUGAAUGGAAAUCCACUUUCCUGUUUUAGGCACCCACCGUUACAUGCUGACGUCAUGUAACUCCCAGAAUCCAGUCUGCGCUGUGUUCCGGUUUCACCGCCAGCAAUCGCGCCCACUCAAAACGAUGCUCCUGAUUCCACUCUCCGCUGCACUAGAAAUACCCAGGGGGCCUGUCUUUGACAGAGUCGCAGGGUGUUGCAUAGGCCGGGCAGGAAGUAGAAUCAAUUUUCAAAAUAAACAGCCUGUGCAGACUCCCCAUCGGAUGACUACACUGUUUCUUUAGACAACUAAAACACAGCCACAGAUGUUUGAUCCGUGUUGUUCUGAGCUGGACUACAUGGAAGAAACAAUUUAACUACGUAGACUACUUACUUUUAUGGUAGAAGCACACACCUUCAGGGAAAAUAACCCACACUGCUAAAUCUGCGAGUCGGGCAGGCAAAAUGCUCCACUUCCGAGACGCUCACGCUGUAGUACAGUAUGAGGCAUGGCUGACGACGGAACAGAAACACGGCGCAGACGGGGGGGAAAUUCCGGGAUUGUCAUGAGCACAUCAUCAACUGGGAUCACACAAGGGAUUCUAGUGUCUGUGUUGUCAUCUCAACCAGUAAAUUGACAAAUUACAUU